CACACUGACUCGUAUCUCGAUUUGGACAAGUUCAUUUCGAUUUGUACUAAGUUUCAUUUCGAUUUUUACUUGCUACCGGACAAGUUCGAUCUUGUUUGUGCUGCUCCAGACAUAUAGUCGGCUAUUUGGAAGACCCGCGAUGAAAUUCCUAAUCUGUGCCCUGCUCGUGGCGGCGUCCUACGUGGCGGCCGCGUCCGCCGAGGCGGAGGUCAAAGUGGAGGAAGGAGUGCUGGUGGCGACGGUGGACAACUUCAAACAGUUGAUUGCCGACAACGAAUUCGUGCUGGUUGAGUUCUAUGCUCCAUGGUGCGGACACUGCAAGGCUCUGGCUCCCGAGUAUGCCAAGGCUGCCCAACAGCUGGCCGAGAAGGAGUCGCCCAUCAAGCUGGCCAAGGUUGAUGCCACCGUUGAGGGUGAGCUCGCCGAGCAGUACGCUGUGCGCGGCUAUCCCACACUGAAGUUCUUCCGCAGCGGCGCUCCCGUGGAGUACAGCGGUGGUCGCCAGGCCGCCGACAUUAUCGCCUGGGUGAACAAGAAGACCGGACCUCCGGCCAAGGAGCUGACCAGCGUUGCUGAUGCCGAGCAGUUCCUUAAGGACAACGAGAUCGCCAUCAUUGGAUUCUUCAAGGAUACCGAGUCGGAGGAGGCCAAGACCUUCACCAAGGCCGCCAACGCCCUGGACUCGUUCGUCUUUGGUGUGAGCAGCAAUGCCGAAGUGAUUGCCAAGUAUGAGGCCAGCGACAACGGAGUGAUUCUGUUCAAGCCCUUCGAUGACAAGAAGUCCGUGUUCGAUGGUGAGCUGACCGAGGAGAGUCUGAAGAAGUUCGCCCAGGUGCAGUCCCUGCCUCUGAUCGUUGACUUCAACCAUGAGUCCGCUUCCAAGAUCUUCGGUGGCUCGAUCAAGUCGCACCUGCUGUUCUUCGUGUCCAAGGAGGCCGGUCACAUCGAGAAGUACGUGGAUCCUCUGAGGGAGAUCGCCAAGGAGUACCGCAACGACAUCCUGUUCGUGACCAUCUCGGCCGAUGAGGAGGACCACACCCGCAUCUUUGAGUUCUUCGGCAUGAACAAGGAGGAGGUGCCCACCAUCCGUCUGAUCAAGCUGGAGGAGGACAUGGCCAAGUACAAGCCCGAGUCGAACGAUCUGUCCGCCGAGACCAUCGAGGCCUUCCUCAAGAAGUUCCUCGACGGCAAGCUGAAGCAGCACCUGCUGUCCCAGGAUCUGCCCGAGGACUGGGACAAGAACCCCGUCAAGGUGCUGGUCUCCAGCAACUUUGAGAGCGUUGCCCUGGACAAGAGCAAGAGCGUGCUGGUUGAGUUCUACGCCCCAUGGUGCGGCCACUGCAAGCAGCUGGCUCCCAUCUACGACCAGCUGGCUGAGAAGUACAAGGACAACGAGGACAUCGUCAUUGCCAAGAUGGACUCGACCGCCAACGAGCUGGAGAGCAUCAAGAUCUCAUCCUUCCCCACGAUCAAGUACUUCCGCAAGGAUGACAACAAGGUCAUCGACUACAAUCUGGACAGGACCCUCGAGGAUUUCAUCAAGUUCCUCGAUUCGAACGGUGAAGCCGAUUCUGACCCCGUCGAGGAGACCGAGGAGGAGGAGGCGCCCAAGAAGGACGAAUUGUAAAUCCACCACACACACACACACACAAACACAUCUAAACACGCAAAACAAACGAAGAAAAUCCAACAAUUUGAACAGCAACAUCCGUGCAACAAACAACAAAAUGCCACAACUUAGCAACGUA
Molecule: messenger RNA, 1748 nt
Organism: Drosophila serrata
Lineage: Eukaryota; Metazoa; Arthropoda; Insecta; Diptera; Drosophilidae
Gene: Pdi
Product: protein disulfide isomerase
Biological process (GO): protein folding; response to endoplasmic reticulum stress
Cellular component (GO): endoplasmic reticulum
Molecular function (GO): protein disulfide isomerase activity
Source: RefSeq, a predicted model, not a curated record